This is a messenger RNA of Bipolaris oryzae ATCC 44560, 606 nucleotides long. RefSeq lists its product as uncharacterized. The transcript has 2 exons. Lineage: Eukaryota; Fungi; Ascomycota; Dothideomycetes; Pleosporales; Pleosporaceae. The record is from RefSeq and is a predicted model, not a curated record. The coding region runs from base 1 to 606 and encodes 201 amino acids. Gene Ontology annotation, molecular function: gamma-glutamylcyclotransferase activity.
AUGUCUUCCGACCCCCCAACCCUCUACUUCGGCUACGGCUCCAACCUUUGGCUGCACCAAAUGUCCACGCGCUGCCCCUCCUCCACCUACCUCGGCAUCGCACGCCUGGACGCCUACAAAUGGAUCAUCAACGAACGAGGCUACGCCAACAUCAUCCCACUUGCCGCAUUGUCGUCUUCAACCCCCCACGUCUACGGCCUUAUCUUCUCCCUCACCCCCCACGACGAAUCCCGCCUCGAUAUCAACGAAGGCGUCCCCCUUGCCUACACUAAAGAAUAUCUCCCCGCCACAUUCUGGUCCUCGUCCUCGUCCUCGCCCAACUCGAAAAUCGACAUUUCACUGCCGCCCAGCGAGACCGACAAGCCCGUUCUCGUGUAUAUAGAUCGGAAAAGAGUUACCGAGGGAAAGCCGAGGGAGGAGUAUGUGUAUAGGAUGAAUCGGGGGAUUGAAGAUGCGGUCAAGUGUGGGGUUCCCGAGGAGUAUGUGAGGGGUGUUAUGAGGGCGUUUAUUCCGGAGGAUGAUGGGGGAAAGGAGGGAGGGGAGAUGGGGGAGUUUGCGAAGAGACAGGCUGCUGGGUUUAGGGAUGAGAGUGGCGUUAUUGAAUAG